This is a messenger RNA of Sebastes umbrosus (honeycomb rockfish), 1452 nucleotides long. RefSeq names its product serine/threonine-protein kinase pim-1-like. The transcript has 8 exons. The coding region runs from base 452 to 1426 and encodes 324 amino acids. Gene Ontology annotation, molecular function: protein serine/threonine kinase activity; ATP binding. NCBI's taxonomy places the organism in Eukaryota, Metazoa, Chordata, Actinopteri, Perciformes, Sebastidae. The record is from RefSeq and is a predicted model, not a curated record. Gene Ontology annotation, biological process: regulation of mitotic cell cycle; protein autophosphorylation; negative regulation of apoptotic process. Gene Ontology annotation, cellular component: cytoplasm.
AAUCACAUUCUGAAUGGAACAAUUUGGACCUCAGACCACAGAAGCAUUCGUAUCAGAACACAGACACACUCGGUAUCAGUACACGGACAAACUCUGUAUCAGUAUACAGACGCACGUAUUAGCACGCACUCGACAGGUAUCUUCAGGUGUUUAUAUUGAAUCAUUUCGAUUGAAACUUGAGCAACGCCAUGUCUUCCAAGUCUGAGCAAGACAGCAUUCCUCUCUCCUGCGUAGGAGAUCGAGGUAAGUGUGAACUUCCUUCAGUAGUCAUGACGACAAACAGAUCUCAGGAUCACCCAACGCUGAUGUCUCAGGAUCACCCAGGGUUAUCAGCCGCCCCGCUGACACCUGCAACGAUGUGCAGCUGAAUGUCAGCGAGAGGAAGAGGAGGGCUGGGGAUGAUGCUGUAGAGAGGCCCGAAAAAAGGUUGAGAUGUGACCUCAACAACAUCAUGUCUGAAAAGAACAACAGACAGAGCAUCGCUAACGAGAGGGGCAAUGAUGGAGCCCACGUUAGCGAGGAAAGCAGCGCCGUGACGGAGGAGGAGAUCAUCUAUCAGAUGGCCACCUCAGCAAACCCAAGGGGCAGCUCUGAUUUUGAGAACAAGUACGAAGAGCUUGAUCCGAUUGGUGCAGGAGGCUUUGGCUCUGUGUAUAGCGGCUACCGUAAAGACGACUAUUUUCCAGUGGCCAUCAAGCACAUCCCCAGUAAGGACGUGAGAUGUCAACAAGUGCCUUGCAAUGGGAAGGAUUACCACAUCAUCCUUGAGGUGGCCUUCAUGCUGAAAACUGCAGGUCUACCAGGAUCCAAAGGAGGAUCUGCUAUUGUGUGCCUUCUGGACUGGUACCGUCUGGAUCAUGAGAUAGUACUGGUCAUGGAGAGACCAUAUCUCUCCACGAACCUCCUGAAGUACCGGUUAGCCAACGGAGGAUCCCUGGACGAAAGAGAUGCAAAGCUGAUCCUGAAGCAGCUGGUGGACGCUGCCAUCCACAUGCACUCUAAAGGCGUCUUUCACCGGGAUAUUAAAUUACAGAACGUCCUGGUUCAAGACAACUCUGGUGUCCCCAAAGUUUAUGUCAUUGACUUUGGUUGUAGCAGCUUUUGUCAGGAGAUGCCCUACACUCACUACUGGGGCACUCCUGCGUACGCCCCUCCAGAGUGGUUGAACAGUCGCAGAUACUGUUCCCGUCCCACCACUGUAUGGCAGCUGGGCAUGAUCCUUCUUUCACUGCUGGUUGGACAUUACCCCCCCCAGGUCAGCAUCCAGAGCGACAUCCUGACGGACGAUAAGCUGUCCGCAGAUGUCAAGUAUUUGCUUCACAGGUGUCUUGCCACAGACCCAAGACAGCGCAUCACUCUGGAGGAGCUCCAGCAAAGCCCCAGCCUCCAACAAACCAUCCCUCCACCUACUCAAGGCUACCUGUAAGACAGGAAAGUGCCUCAGGGAUGUUC